Molecule: messenger RNA, 3322 nt
Organism: Hypanus sabinus (Atlantic stingray)
Lineage: Eukaryota; Metazoa; Chordata; Chondrichthyes; Myliobatiformes; Dasyatidae
Exons: 5
Coding region: 516-2699 (727 amino acids)
Source: RefSeq, a predicted model, not a curated record
ACCUGAACUUUCGGAGCAAUGGGCCUUCCGUCAACUUGAUGUCUUGGUGUGUCGUUGCCAGAGCAGAUGUACGAACAAAUAAGUCGACCAAGUGAGAGGCCAGCUAUAUUGUUGUGAGGUGCUGCUGCAGGUGGCAAUGUCGAGUGAACAGUAAUGUCUCGGCGAAAUCGUAAACGGUGUACCUGGUGCAUUCUUCUGUGCUGCGCUCUUUUCUCCUUGAUGUUUCUCUUUCCAAGUGAACUUUGACAAAAUGAGGUGGAGGAAAGAAAAAAUGGGAGGCUUGUUUACAGUUUUCCUUCCUUGAAGUACCUACUCAAAUUCACCAUACAUCAAGUCAAGCAAACAAGGACAAGACAACCGCUUAUAUACAGAAUUUCAGCACCGUUGCCACCAGGUUGAAAACUUCCACAUAUGAUGACAUCUGUCCAGAUUUCAGGCUGCAGUCUGAGAAAGAGAAGCCGCAGGAGGAGGUAGCUUGCAUCCGAGCAGAGUUUGUACCAGGUUCUUGUCGCAUCAUGAAAGAGUUGUUCGCUGAUAAAGAGCCUGCCAACUGUUCCCACCAGCUCUCAGAUGUGAUUUGUACGAUUAUGCAAUAUAAUCCCUCAAAGCCUGAAGCAACCUGUCACCACGAUCUGUGCAGUAAAUCAUCUUCAGUAGUUGUGGGAUUGUACAAUGAAGAGUUGGGUGUUAAUCAGUGGUUGAAGUUUAAAUCCACAAUGGAAGCAGUGAUAUUUAUUAAUGAAGAGCUGCUAAUGGACUGGAGGACCUACCACCAUGGUUACUGUUUUAUACGCUGCCUCAGCCAUCAUGGGAGGAAGAUGUCGCAACUUCUUAUUCUACCUCCUGUUCUGCGUGAAGAUCACAGAUCCAUCAACAAACUUACAAAUGAACCAGCACUGAAUGUGAAUAUUUUACUCUUGGAUUCUGUAUCCAGGCACCAUUUUUAUAGAAGUCUACCAAAAACUAUUGAUGCAUUCAGAAAUCUGAAUACUAAUGUGUUCAAAACUGGACAAGUAUUUGACUUUGAACUGGUUCAAGGUAUAAAAAGUAGGACGUUUGAGUCUCUUCAGGCUCUGUUUGGUGGUGAGUCAUUCAAGCCACUUAAACCAUUCAGUUCAUUUGGUCUGCCACCAAAGGCUGUGGAUUUCAACAAGACACUUGGAAACUUUAAAAGAUUUGGAUAUGAGACUUUAUAUUUGGAAGACAUGUGCUGGAAGUGGGAUUGGGGUUUGGUGAAAGAGCUAAGAGCUCUUAACAAAAAAGCACCAUUUUCAGAAAGGGCACAGCUGCUUUUGGAAGCAGCCAGGAGAAGUGGAAUUGACAGGAUGGAUGUUUCAUAUUCUAGCUGUGAUAUUCUUCAAGAAAAUGGGGUGAAGGACAUGUUCCAUGGUCCUGCUGCUCUAUGUUACAAUGGUAUCCAUCAACACACCUACCUCCUCCAGUAUAUUGAGUACUUCGUCACUCGUUUGUCUUUCCUGCAAAAGCCCUUUUUCAGCUUUCUUAUGCUGGACACUAAUCAUGAAGAUACAGGUCUCAGGUUAAAGCAAGUAGAUGAGGACCUGUCCAAACACGUAACUUACUUGGCUGAUCAACAAAACACUCUAACCUUCAUUCUUUCAGACCACGGCAAUAACUAUGGGAAGUUUGUCUCGAUGUCUACAGAAUCUCAAAUAGAGCUAUUCCACACCACACUUUUUGUCAUUGUCCCAGAUACAGCAGCUGCUUUACUAGGUGAAGAGAGGAUUCGAUCCUUGCAUACAAACCAACACAGGUUGAUCAGCCUCCUUGAUAUUCAUCAUACCUUACAAGGUCUAUUACCAGGUGCUGGAGCCAUGAAAGAGAAUAGUGUGAAAUAUGGGAUAAAUACUGAUGGGUUGCUGAGUCCAGUUUCUCCCAAUAGGACCUGUGACAUCAUUCCAAGGAUUUCUCCAAACUUUUGCAUUUGCCAAGAUUUUGAAAAACCAGUAGUGAGUGAUUCCAGUUUUGCGCUGUUUGCUGAAUUUGCACUUGGUCAAAUGAACCAUGAAAUCCUUCAACAACAGGUAACUGCAAAAGGUGCUCUUGAAGGACGCUGGGCCUGUCAAAAAUUAGUUGGUGUUAGAUUUGACAAUGUGAAAAUUCGUGAAGAGCACAGAAAUGAGACUGUUGUGAAACUUGAUCUUUAUGUAAAGGGUUCUGAAAUUACAGGCCGUGAGGAAGAAAAAUACUUGGUGGUUAUAGACUUCAACUUUCUGGUCGACGCUUCAAUGACUUUAGUAGGUUUUGACCGUUUGACUCCAUAUAGCCCUUAUGAGAUUUGUGCUAAUCAUGAUUUAAGAUUUAAGAUUGAUUUAAGAUUGUGCAUUUGUGAUGUAGAAAAUGUCCAUGAAGCACCUAUUCCAUAUUGGAAAAAUACUUUGACCUCAUCAGUGUCUUGGAUGGAGACUAAUUUCAGUUCAAUUCAUGAGAACUGUCUGUACCUUAUCAAAAGGCAUUAUAUCUUGGGUGUUGUUUUGGCUGUGCUUAAUGCCUGCUCACAUUUGCAUUAUGACAUAGAAUUUGACUUCCUGACUGUAAAUAUGUACUCUUCAUCUGUGAUGCCUGUAAAUGUGACACUUUGGUCAGGAUCAGAGGUGCUCUUAACUGUUGGAUUUCAGAAAACUAAGGGAAAACCCUGGAAGUAUAAAUAUUCUUUGAAUUACAGAGCAAUUGCUUUAUAGAUGAAACCCCACACAUGUUCUCUCAACGGAAACAUUUUCAAUUCAAUAAAAUGACUUCAGACAAUCUUUAGAGUUAAAGCUAUCAAGUGGAGUAUGCCUAGCACUGAAAUCAGGAGCACAGUUUAAAAAAAACAGUUGUAGAAUACAAAUCUAGAAUACAAACCUGCAACACAAUCUGCAGGAAAGUGACACAAAUCUUGAGCAAACAUGAGGAAAUCUGCAGAUGCUGGAAAUUCAAACAACACACACAAAAUGCUGGUGGAACACAGCAGGCCAGGCAGCACCUAUAAAGAGAAGCACUGUUGACGAAGGGUCUCGGCCCGAAACAUUGACAGUACAAAUCUUGAGUGCUUUUUCUUAAUAGCAAGAAUAGCAGAUUUUUGGGAAAACUGUUUUGAACAAUUUAUGACAGUGUUUCAAUUCUGCGGAUUGUCUCCUGUUUUAGCAGCUGGUGAAUCCUUACGUGUGGCAUUAAGUAGAAUGCAUCCUUUUGGCUGUCUGGUUAUAGCUGGAAUGCUACAAGGCUUCUAGCUCAUUCUAGGAACUUUUUAGGAACAUUCUAGGAACUCCAUAUCCACUACAAGUGUAUAACUAUCUCUCUUUAUAAACCCAAAUCUUCAAGU